Molecule: messenger RNA, 1318 nt
Organism: Pseudogymnoascus destructans
Lineage: Eukaryota; Fungi; Ascomycota; Leotiomycetes; Thelebolales; Thelebolaceae
Exons: 3
Coding region: 182-1267 (361 amino acids)
Biological process (GO): branched-chain amino acid metabolic process
Molecular function (GO): branched-chain-amino-acid:2-oxoglutarate transaminase activity
Source: RefSeq, a predicted model, not a curated record
UGCAACCAGACUUUAUGGACUCAUCAGCCUCGUCUUACUCACCGUGCUGCGUUUCUUCAUAUUUGUAUGCACACGAGCUUUGAAGCAUCUAUAGAGAUUCUUUUUUGCAUACAAGAAACUUGUGUGAAUUGUAGAUAUAUUCUUGCAUUUUCUCAAAUAUCAACCCAAAAUCUAUCACAAAAUGGUUUUCCCUCCUCCGCCAGUCGAUACCAUUGACUGGAACGACAUCGGCUUCAAAGUCCGCGAAGUAAACGGCCACAUCGAAUGCCACUACUCCAAGAAGACCGGCCAAUGGGCCGCCCCAAAAUUCGUCACCGACCCCUUCCUCCGCAUCCAUGGCAUGGCCCCCGGCCUCAACUACGGCCAACAAGCCUAUGAAGGCCUCAAGGCCUUCCGCACCCCGAACAACACCAUCCAGAUCUUCCGCCCCUCCAAAAACGCCCUCCGCAUGCAGCACUCCGCAGACUUCAUCUCCAUCCCCCAAAUCCCAGAGGCUGUCUUCGUCGAAGCCGUCCACGCCGCCGUCGCCCUCAACGCCGCGCACGUGCCUCCCUUCGAGACUGGUGCAGCGAUGUACAUCCGCCCUCUCGUCUUCGGAUCCUCUGCUCAGCUCGGCCUCAGCCCGCCGGAGGAAUACACUUUCUGCGUCUACGUCCUCCCCGUCGGCGUCUACCACGGUAUUCACCCCGUCAAGGCUCUCAUUCUUGAGGACUUUGAUCGCUCUGCCCCCGAGGGAACCGGCAGCGCAAAGGUCGGCGGCAACUACGCCCCUGUCCUCCGUCACAGUGAGAAGGCGCGCAAUGAGGGCUUUGGAAUCACGCUACAUCUUGAUUCGCAGACGCGCUCGGAGAUCGACGAGUUCUCCACCAGCGGCUUCAUUGGCGUCAGGACCGAGGGGGAGAAGACCACCAUCGCGGUGCCGGAUAGCAAAAAUGUGAUUGCUAGCGUGACUGCCGAUUCCGUUCUUGAGAUCGCAAAGUCCCUCGGAUACACCGUCGAGAAACGUUCGAUCAAAUACGAAGAACUCUCCACCUUCACCGAGGUCAUCGCCGCCGGCACCGCCGCAGCCCUCGUCCCCAUCCGCUCCAUCACCCGCGGCUCCCGCGACGACACAUUCCCCUACAUCGCCGAGGAGACCGAGGAGCCAGGGCCAGUCUUCACGAAGCUGCUCACGACGCUACAGGAUAUCCAGAGGGGGAAGUCUGAGGAUCCGUAUGGAUGGUGUGAAUUGGUGAAGGAGCCGGAGGCGGGGAAGUAUGAGCAGUAGGUGGGGAAACGGGUUGGCUAUGUAGAUAGGAAAUAGAGGUGAGCAUUGGGA